Fusarium coffeatum is the source of this 1725-nucleotide messenger RNA. RefSeq lists its product as uncharacterized. The transcript is spliced from 3 exons. The coding region runs from base 1 to 1725 and encodes 574 amino acids. The record is from RefSeq and is a predicted model, not a curated record. NCBI's taxonomy places the organism in Eukaryota, Fungi, Ascomycota, Sordariomycetes, Hypocreales, Nectriaceae.
AUGUCAACAUCACACCGUAUCGGACAGCGCAUCUCUUAUGAUGGCGCUCUCUGCACAGUGAGAUUCAUUGGUGAAGUCGCAGGCACAACAGGGACAUGGCUGGGUGUAGAAUGGGACGACUCAGCCCGAGGCAAACAUGACGGGUGUCACAAGGGCGUUCGUUAUUUCACUUGCAAAUCUAAAUUCCCCACCGCUGCUUCAUUUGUGCGGCCUUCUCGACCGGCUGACCCGCCGCGUCACUUCCUGGCAGCUGUCAAUCACAAAUAUGCCGGCGAGUACACGCUUCCAGACGGAAGAAGGGCAGCAGAGGAGAUCAUAUUCUUUGGGAAGCGUGCUGAGGAGGUUGGGUUCGAGAAGAUCCGCAAGAAGCAAGCCAAUAUUGGCGAGCUUACGGUGGUGAUUCUGGAGGACCUUCAAGUCGCCAGCGCAAGAGCCGAGGACGAAAGUGAGGGAAUCAUUUCCAAAACAUGUCCCAAAAUCACGCAACUGGAUCUUAGUCGAAACCUGUUUGAGCGGCUUGACCCUGUCUUUGAUAUUUGCCGUGAGCUACCAAACCUCCAGCAUCUUACCCUCAAUGGCAAUCGAUUUCAGGAGAUUUUGGACAACAAAACUGAGAAUGUUCUCAGUAACGUCAAGGAACUAUCCCUGGAGGAAACCGUGAUGAGCUGGGAAGAAGUUUGUCACAUUGCAACAAAGUGUCCGUCGCUAGCCGCUCUUGAUGCUGGAUCAAACCAACUCCAAUCUAUCCCGGAACUAACCUACGGCACCCUUCCGUCGACUUUGACAUCUAUCAAUCUUGAAAUCAACGAGUUUAGCACGUUUGUCGAUGUCAGCACCCUCACUGCACUUACUUCUCUGCGCAACAUUCAUCUCAAGGGAAACAACAUCACUGCAAUCGCACCAGAGGGCGUUGACGGCCCAAUCUUCUCAGAAAGCGUCCAGUACCUUGAUGUUUCAUAUAACAACAUUCAGUCAUGGACAUUCGUGGACAAGCUUCCCAAACAUUUCCCUGGUUUGGUUGGAUUGAGGAUUGGCCACAAUCCAUUUUAUGAUGCUGCUGACGCCGAUGCCAAAGCAUCCUCUUCAGAAGAGUCUCACAUGUUUACCAUUGCUCGAUUGGCUUCACUUAAAUCGCUCAACUUCAGUCAAGUCACACCGGCUGAUCGAACAAAUGCUGAAAUGUUUUACCUUUCUCGGAUCGGAAAGCAGCUUGCAGCUGCACCGGAAGAGGCUGAAGCAGAAGUCUUGGCGCUGCAUCCCCGUUACACAGAACUAUGCGAGAUUUACGGCGCACCAAACAUUGUACGUAGGUCAGAGGUCAAUCCUGCGUUUUUGGAGGCUCGUUUGGUCACUGUUGGCUUCCUUGUAGAAGGAGGCGAAGAGAAAUCAACAAAGAUUCCCAAGUCCUACGACAUCUACGCCGUCAAAGGGAUUGCUGGAAAACUCUUUGGCUUGUCGCCGCUCAAACUUGGCCUCAUCUGGGAAACAGGAGAAUGGGAUCCUGUCGCUGGCUUUGAUGAUCAAGAGGGCGAAAGUAGUGACGAGGAGGAUGCCGAGGAAGAGAGGGAACGCAAGGAUGUCGAUGCAAACGCUGCUGAGGAAGAAGAGAACACAGGUAAACCAGGAAGAUGGGUUAAGAGAGAAGUUGAGCUUAAAGAUGGACCGAGACAAUUGGGUUACUGCGUGGAUGGUUUGGAUGUCAAGAUCCGUGUGGAGGCUCGAUAG